Molecule: messenger RNA, 1512 nt
Organism: Naegleria lovaniensis
Lineage: Eukaryota; Heterolobosea; Eutetramitea; Acrasida; Naegleriidae
Exons: 1
Coding region: 1-1512 (503 amino acids)
Source: RefSeq, a predicted model, not a curated record
AUGCCACAACCUAUACACUCCACGACACCUUCCUUGUCACUUCUUCUUCGUCAGCAACUCAAUGACUUCUCCCGACAAUCCAUUCUUUUACUCUCAUCAUUACUUGUCUUGUUUCUUCUCCAACUCUCACAUCCCAUCACUUCCCAAUGUAUGUCCAACCUCAUUUCCAACACUUUCACUCCAACUCUACCUCUGGGCAAAUUCUAUGAUGUUUGUCCUGUCGGUUAUGUGAACAACAAUGGAAAAUGUGAAACAUUCGAAUCGGUGUGGAAGUCAAAAGUUGGAUCGAGCUGUAAUGUCACUGCAGAUUGUAAAUUUACUUCCAUGACAUGUGUUAAGAAAAAGUGCCUUGUCAUGGGAAGAAUGAUUGGUGACCCGUGUGUUGAUGCUUCUCAAUGUGUUGUCGAUGUUUUGGACAUGUAUGAUACUGCCACUUGUUACAAGUCAAAAUGUCAACUUGCUAUCAAAAAGAAGGGAGCAGGAAUCGGCCAGGUUUGCAAUACGCCCACAGAAAAUGAAGAUUUUGUGACCACUUGUGAAGAUGGUGUGUGUCCUCCAAAACUGACUUUUGACAUGGAACAAAAGUGUGUCAAAAUUUCUACUGCCAAGAAGGGAGAAACUUGUGGAUUCAAUGUGACCACCUCACCUACUACCUCUAUUACUGGAAUUGUUAUUUGCGAAACUGGUACAAUUUGUUCAGAGAAAAUUCAGAAUGGAAAAUGCAAAACUCAAGUGAAAAGAAAUCAAAAAUGUGAUCCAAAAGCGGACGACCAAUUGUGUUAUGGAAAUUUAGUCUGUCGAAAGAAGAAUGCAGAAGCAACCGAUCAUACCUGUGAAUAUCGUUCCAAUAUUGGCGAAUUUUGUCAAGAAGACAAGGACUGUGCCUUUACCAACACUCAAAUGGUUUCGUGUGAAAAUUCAAAAUGCAUUCGAGCUCGAUAUUUACCCAAUGGACAAUCGUGCACCAAUCAUACUCAAUGUUACAGUUCAUUCUGUGAUCCCUCUUCAAAAAUUUGCUCUGCAUUUGCCUCGAAAGGUUAUGCCUGCAAUACCAGAAAUACAAGUUGCAAUUCCAUUUCAUCUCAAGGAUGCGCUUGUGAUGGAAAAGAAUUUAUUCCAAAUGCUAAUGGACGUUGUGUCGCUUCCUGCACUGGAGCAUUCAAUGAUUUACACGCCUGUCUCUAUAACUUGGGUCUCCUUUAUUAUAUCAAUAUUUUACCCAUUCCACAAUAUUUGGGAUUUACACAAUUUGCAGAUGAAGAAUCUUCUGCUUUUCGAAAGUGUCGUUCGUAUUACAACAAAUUCUAUUCGUGCAUGAAGAAGACGUGGACCGAUGCUGGAAUUUCAACGAGCGGAGGUUCGAUUCCUGGCGCUACACUUGAUGCUGGUCUCGAUGAAGGAAGUAGUAUCUUGAUGCCAUUCAGAAAUGCAGCUCCUUCAUUUAGUGGAAUGACUAUUUGGCAUUGGGGCAUGAUGAGUGUUUUAUUAAGUUUGAAUUUAUUCAUGAUGUAA